AUGAAUGUUAAGUUAUCACCUAAUAUGAUGUCAAGAAAUAAUUUGGAAGCAUCGACUUGUAAAAUGACCGAAUCAUUUAGUUUUGAAAAAAAUGAAAGCAAGCUUCCACCACACGAUUCCUUAAGAAGUCCUGGAGCACAUCAUAACCAUCCUAAUUUCAGGUUGAAAAGCCCAGAGAAUGGAAAUAAAAAGAACAAUUUUUUGCUUUGUGAGCAAACCAAACAGUAUUUAGUGAGUCAGGAAGACAGUUCAGUAUCUUCAAACCCUAAUGGCAUCAAUGGAGAAGUUGGAUCCAAAGGAGACCGGAAGACGUUGCCGGCAGGAAACUCAGUGUCACCAUUAAGUGCUGGAAAUAAUUCACCACCCAAAGAAAUAAAAACUAAGCCCAGCAAUAGUGUGUCUCCUGCACAGUCAAAAAAAUCACACAAGUUGGUUGAAAAUUCCUUGUCCAUAAGUAAUCCAGCGCUCUUCAACUCUUUAGGACCUCCCCUUCGGUCAACUACUUGCCAUCGCUGUGGUCUGUUUGGGUCGCUGAGGUGUUCUCAGUGCAAGCAGACAUACUAUUGCUCCACGGCCUGUCAGAGAAGAGACUGGUCUGCCCACAGCAUUGUGUGCAAGCCUGUCCAGCAAAGUUUCCAUAAACUUGAAGAUAAUAAGUCACCUUUUGAAACAAAGAACAUGGAAGUGAAAAAUGAGAGUGACUGUCCACUUGGGGUUACUAAAGAAAUAGCCACUGAUACUGAGAAAAUAAUGUUUUCUGACUUGAGAAGUCUACAACUCAAGAAAACCAUGGAAAUAAAGGGUACAGUUACUGAAUUCAGACACCCAAGUGACUUUUAUGUCCAGUUAUAUUCUUCAGAAGUUUUAGAAUACAUGAACCAGCUCUCRGCAAGUUUAAAAGAAACAUAUGCAAAUAUGGUGCAAGAUGAAGAUUAUAUUCCGGUUAAGGGGGAAGUUUGUGUUGCCAAGUACACAGUUGAUCAGACCUGGAACAGAGUGAUAAUACAAGAUGUUGAUGUGCUACAGAAGAAGGUACAAGUCUUGUAUAUUGAUUAUGGAAAUGAAGAAAUAAUUCCAGUAAACAGAAUUCACCAACUAAACAGAAACAUUGACUUGUUUCCUCCUUGUGCCAUAAAGUGCUUUGUGGCUGGUGUUGUACCAGCAGAGGGGAAUUGGAGCAAUGAUUGUAUCAAAACUAUUAAAUCACUGUUCAUGGAGCAGUUCUGCUCUAUAAAGAUUGUCGACAUCUUGAAUGAGGAAGUGGUUACCUAUGCUGUAGAUGUCAUGCUACAAAAUUCAGGAAAACUUUUAGACCAUGUACUUGUAGAAAUGGGAUAUGGUUUGAAACCCAAAGGACAAAAUUCUAAGAAGCAAAGCACAGAUCAAAGCGAUCCUGAAGAUAUUGGAAAAAUGACAGCUGAAAAUAAAAUUGUUGUAGACAGAAGUGACCUAAUCCCCAAGGUGCUAACUGUAAAUGUGGGUGAUGAGUUCUGUGGUGUGGUUGCCCACAUUCAAACACCAGAAGACUUCUUUUGUCAACAAUUACAAAGUGGCCAUAAGCUUGCUGAACUUCAGGCGGCACUCAGUGAGUACUGUGGUCAAGCAUCUCCACGCUCUGAUUUUUAUCCGACCAUUGGUGAUAUAUGUUGUGCUCGGUUCUCAGAGGAUGACCAGUGGUACCGUGCCUCCGUUCUGGCCUAUGCUUCUGAAGAAUCUGUACUUGUUGGCUAUGUUGAUUAUGGAAACUUUGAAAUCCUUAGUUUAACAAGACUUUGUCCCAUAAUUCCAAAGUUGUUGGAAUUGCCAAUGCAAGCUAUAAAGUGUGUGCUGGCAGGAGUAAAGCCAUCAUUAGGAAUUUGGACUCCAGAAGCUAUUUGUCUCAUGAAAAAAAUUGUACAGAACAAAAUGGUCACUGUGAAAGUGGUAGACAGGUUGGAAAAUAGCUCCCUGGUGGAACUCGAAGACAAGUCUCUGACACCCAGUGUCAGUGUCACCAGAGCGCUCAUAGACGCAGGCUUUGCUGUGGAGGAAAAGGAGAUGGCGACAGAUAAACCCAGUGGCGUGAAAAAAGCCAGUGUUCCCUUGGGUAUAGAAGAAGUAAAUCCAUUGAAGUGGACGUGGGUUGAGCUUGCUAUUGACCAAACAGUAGAUGUUGUGGUCUGCGUGAUGUAUAAUCCUGGAGAAUUUUAUUGCCAUGUCCUUAGAGAGAAUGCUUUAAAGAAGCUCAAUGAUUUGAAUAAAUCAUUAGCAGAAUAUUGCCAGCAGAAGUUGCCRAAUGGUUUCAAGGCAGAAAUAGGGCAACCUUGUUGUGCUUUUUUUACAGGCGAUGGUAACUGGUAUCGUGCUUUGGUCAAGGACAUUUUACCAAGUGGAAACGUCAAAGUGCACUUUGUAGAUUAUGGAAACGCCGAGGAAGUUACUACAGAUGAACUCCAAAUGAUACCAUCAAAAUUUUUACAACUUCCAUUUCAAGGGAUACAGUGCUGGUUAGCAGAUAUACAGCCUAGAAACAAACACUGGACUAAAGAAACCAUAGCAAGAUUUCAGAUGUGUGUUGCAGGGAUAAAACUCCAAGCCAGAGUGGUUGAAAUCACUGAAAACGGGGUGGGAGUUGAACUCACCGAUCUUUCCACUUCCUAUCCCAGAAUAAUCAGUGAUGUUCUUAUUAAUGAACAUCUGGUUUUAAAAGCUGGUUCCCCACACAAGGACGUGCCAAAUAAUAGACCUGUUAAUAAACGKAAUCAUCAAAUUGACACCCAGGGGCUUCAAGCCACCUCUUCAGCAGAGAAUUGGAAGACUAUAGAAUUGCCAGUAAAUAAAACUGUGCAAGCAAGCAUACUAGAAAUCAUAAACCCAAACCUGUUUUAUGCCAUCCCAGAUGAGAUGCCAGCUAAGCAAGCGUCUGUUCUGUUUUCAGGUGAUGAUUUCUGGUACCGUGCGGUUGUUCUGGGGAUAUCAGACUCUGAUGUGAAAGUGCUCUAUGCAGACUAUGGGAACAUCGAAACCCUGCCUCUUUCCAGAGUGCAGCCGAUUGCUGCCAGCCACCUGGAGGUCCCUUUCCAAAUCAUUAAAUGUUCACUUGAAGGACUGAUGGAGUUGAAUGGAAGCUGUUCUCAAUUAAUGAUAGAGCUACUAAAAAAUUUCAUGUUGAAUCAGAAUGUAAUGCUUUCCGUGAAAGGAAUUAUUAAGAAUGUUCAUACAGUGUCGGUGGAGAAGUGUUCUGAGAAUGGUACUGUCAAUGUGGCUGAUAAGCUGGUGAUGUAUGGGCUGGCAAAAGACAUCACAUCUAAAAAGCAAAGUGCUUUAAAUAAAGAAAAGAUGCACAGGAUGAAUUGCUGCUGUACACAGUUGCAGAAACAAGUUGAAAAACAUGAGCAGAUUCUUCUCUUCCUUUUAAACAAUCCAACUAAUCAAAAUAAAUUUAUUGAAAUGAAAAAACUGCUAAAAAGUUAA
Messenger RNA from Urocitellus parryii (Arctic ground squirrel), 3453 nucleotides. Lineage: Eukaryota; Metazoa; Chordata; Mammalia; Rodentia; Sciuridae. The record is from RefSeq and is a predicted model, not a curated record.